Messenger RNA from Coffea arabica (coffee), 915 nucleotides. RefSeq names its product non-specific lipid transfer protein GPI-anchored 26-like. Gene Ontology annotation, biological process: lipid transport. Gene Ontology annotation, molecular function: lipid binding. NCBI's taxonomy places the organism in Eukaryota, Viridiplantae, Streptophyta, Magnoliopsida, Gentianales, Rubiaceae. The record is from RefSeq and is a predicted model, not a curated record.
ACCAGCAUCUAAUAAUGCCUUAUUAGAAGCGUCAAUUGUCGGCAUAUUCCUGCAGGUAAGAGUAAUCAAUUCAAGGAGCUAGCUGGGAAAGGCUUCCAAAGUGACUCAAAUGUGUCUUCUUGCCAUAGUCCUUGUUGUGAUGCGCUUGACUGGAGCUUUAGCUCAGUCAGGGUGCACCAGCGAGCUCACCAGCUUGUAUCCCUGUCUAAGUUACGUCACCGGAAGUUCAUCUAAGCCGAGCUCGACCUGCUGUUCACAGCUUGCUGGCGUCGUGUCAUCAAAGCCGCAGUGCCUCUGCUUACUUCUAAAUGGUGGUGGAUCCUCCGUGGGUAUCAACAUCAAUCAAACUCUGGCUCUCUCGUUGCCUGGUGCUUGUCAGGUGCAAACUCUCCCAAGCAGCAAAUGCAACGCAGCUGGAAAUGUACCAACUUCUUCAACCGCUACACCAGCAACUUCUCCUCCAGCAGAACCGUCAAAAGGAUCACCUGACACUCCGAAGAUACCAUCAGUGUCAGAUACUCCAGCAGGAAACGGGUCGAAAACAGUCCCUGCGACAGACGGUUCAACAUCUGCCGGAAGCAACAUUAAUGCCUCAUUCCCACUUAUAGCUCUCUUUCUCUUCGUUGCGUCCUGCGUUCUAUCUGGAGCAGGGUUCUGAACAUUAAUUGGACAAUGCCUUGAAUUGUAGGUGACGAUUAGUAUCGUAAUAAUGUCUCCUUUCUCUGCCAUGAAGGAACAGAAGACCAUUGAUUCCAUAUUCUUUCUUCAUCGUGUUCAAUUCUUGGAGUGACGGUGAUUGGCCUAGUGUGUGUGUGUGCGUGUGUUUUUAAUACAUAUAAAAAAAAUCUGCUUUUGGGAUUUGAUUUAGUAGGAGUCGGAUGGCUACUGCUGUACCUGGAUUAAUUAUUUAUGAAA